This is a messenger RNA of Fopius arisanus, 8898 nucleotides long. RefSeq names its product retinal degeneration A (gene rdgA). The coding region runs from base 1722 to 5534 and encodes 1270 amino acids. Gene Ontology annotation, molecular function: protein binding; ATP-dependent diacylglycerol kinase activity. The record is from RefSeq and is a predicted model, not a curated record. Lineage: Eukaryota; Metazoa; Arthropoda; Insecta; Hymenoptera; Braconidae. Gene Ontology annotation, biological process: diacylglycerol metabolic process; intracellular signal transduction; lipid phosphorylation. The transcript is spliced from 7 exons.
GCUUUGGGAGUCUUCGGCGUGUUGUGCCACGACGAGGAGCCCUCACCCGGUUCAUCACCAGCCACCAGAAGAAUCAUCGUUCAACAACUGCGUAACAAUAGCCCGAGGAGAUUAGUCUCAAUCAUCAUCAUCCCACUAGUUCCAACCACCCAAACGACCACAUAAAAAAUUCCAUCGGAAUUGCACGAGCUUGGAGGUGCGCCAGGUGGUGUUGACCAACUGGUUCACCAAUUCCCUGGUUAAGAAUUUUUCAGGGAAUUGUGAUAUGGAGAUAAUCUGAUGUGGGAAGGUGAUUCACAUGGCACGAGGAAGCACAUGGCUGGUUGUGGCUAUUAUUUUUCCAAGCUCAAGCCGUGAAAAUUGGAAUACUGAAUGGUGAUGUUGGGUGGGUGGGAGCUCAAGUGGCUGAAAGGUAGUGGGGAUGUUCUUGCCAUUUGAAGGGUAUAUCGCAGUGUGUGCUGUGUGUGAAGAGUGACUGAAAUAAGAGGGGGUGGGUUUGGGGUGGCUAGGGUGUGUGUUGGGGGGUAAAAUUAAGUUACGGGGCUGGAUAGGUGGAUCGAUGGUGGUGCUGGCUGCUGGUUAUCGUACACUCUCGUACUCGUGGCUUGUCCAAUGUGGUACAAAUCAACGGGAUCAUCGUGUCCAUCAGUCCAUGAGUGACGAGUGGUCCCGGUAGAUUCGCCUGCUACGAGGAUAUUUCAUUUUGCAUCGUAAUCAUUUCAUGAAUAUGUCAUUUACAAGCUCCGAGUGUCACGCGAAUUGGUGAUACGUAACGAACAUUGUGGGAUAAAGGGUGGGUAAAACAAUUGAUGAUGUACCAUGAUUGAUGGGAUGAUUUAUUUGUUGUGAUGGGGAAGAAGUUUUUGAUGUUUCUUGGUGAAUGCCAGACAUACGUGGGCGUUCGUUGAACUUUCACACCACCUCGUGAUACGAUCGUUCACAUCUCGAGAUUGAGGGGAGUCAACCUGAAUGAGUCAAUGGGAGAUUCUCUGACAAACUUCUUGAGACGAUUUAUCAGGGGAUCAAUGGAAAAAAACUCGGAGAGCUCUCAUGAAAUUCUAUUCGUUGGAUUCGGUGACAUUCGACGGAAUCAACUGAUCAAGUAUUCAUGAAAUUUCCUGUCUUGUGUGAGAGGGAUUCGGUGGAAUGGGGGGGUGUCUUUGAUGCUGAGUAAUCGAACAAUUUUCUUGAGGUAUUGGGUUUACAUGGGCUGAGAGAGACGAGGGAGGUUCUGUGCAUCGGCUAAUUUGUUAAUUGCUGUGCCAAUUACAUCGGUCUGUCGAUUAUAACUGAGUGGAGUACAGUAAUUACGCUGAUCAAUUAGAGGUAGGGGGGCAAAGGAUCGAAGAGGGGAGCUGCAUUUGCAUUGCGAUCAGUCACUUCAAGGGCAUAAUAGAGAGAGGAAUGAAAAAAAGUCCUGGAACAAUCGGAUGGAGUGUGGAGUGAGGGAAUAUUCCAUUAGACAAAUAAUAACUGGCCUGAAUGAGCUAGGAUGGGCAGGAAAUUAGCAGUAUCGCUGAUCAGCAGUAUUGUUGCCGAUGUAGGGGAUACGUUAGCCAAAAAUUUCUGGACUAACUUGAUGAAUGGCGAUUCAGGUGUUAUCGAGUUGACUGGUGUCAGUCUCAUGUCCUCGCUGCUUCACUGGCUACCAAUAAGCCAAUCUCAUAGUCAAUCUGAUAGUGUUGAUAAAGCGGGGGCUAUAGAUACUGGAAUAUUGGAUAAUGCAGAGACUGCGUUCGACCUUCAAGAGGUCGCGCACACCGACCGGGGCGGAAAUGAAGUCACAAUCGAGUUUGGAAGUGCCCAAGCAAGUGAGAUCAGCGUCAUUCGAUGAGAUACAGCUGGAGGCUAAAAGACACGACGACCACGCCAAGUAUCGUGAUCUAUUGACAAGAAUAAACACGGCGUCUUCUUCAUCGUCAUCGUCACCAGCAAGGUCGUCAGACCAGCGUCUGGCGACCCUGCGGGUGCCGCAAUUGCAAAAUGCCCAGAGAUCAAAAUCCGUUGAUGUUUAUGAGAGGGGAUCACUGCUGUCAUCAUCACCAGCUAGAUCAUCUGGCUCCUCGGGAUCACGAAAGAGUGAUACACCCUUGAUACAGCUUUCCGGGUGUUACCACUGUGCCUGCGUUGAAGAGUGGAAGGCGCAAUUUUUCAGGAAAGAUGACAAUGACUCUGAGCCUGAUGACGAGGACGAGGACGAGGAUCUCGAUGAGAUCAGUAUUGAAGUUGUUGAUACUGAUAAUGAUGAGGAGACGAGGAGGGAGGGUAGCCCGGAGAUUCGGGUGACUCUGACGAAUUAUGAGAGGACGGCUGAUUGUCAUUCACAUCGACAACUCACUGAUCCCAGGCCAGAUGUUAUACCUGGUGAGAGACCCAGAAGAUUAUCACGACAGGAGGCUGUUAUAUCGUUUCCUAUUGAACCACCAUCAAUUCUUGGUCCAGAUGAUGAAGACGACGAGUCCAGGGGCGACGACGACGAUGAGGACGAUGUUAACAAGUGCAAACUCGUGGUCAGGGAUAUUUUUCUUACUGUACCCGAGUUGAAGAGAGAUCGUGCUGCGUCUGUUGAUUCGUGUUUCAAUAAUAAAAAUGGUAAUGGGGAUGGGGGUGACUGUCUUACUGUGCCCCAGCAGAACACUAGGUCCAAGAGUGUUGACAUUGUUUUGCCUACUGAUCAGCAGACGAGGUACACUGCUUUACUACCCAGCAAGGAUCACAGAGCCAGAGGGGGCAGGGAAGAAGCCGCCAGUGGCAGCAGAGAGCCGAGAUCAACCCCAGAUUGGGGCCCAAAUGCUGUCAAUGGUGAGCACCUCUGGGUACCCACAGCAGCUUCUGGGGAUUUCUGUUACGCCAAUGAUUGUUCGAAACAUGGACCCAGGCUGAAGUGCGCAGCGUGUCGGGUGGUGGCACACGCCCUGUGUGCAGGAAAUUUGAAUUUCGAUUGCAAACCAAGUUUUCGUGAUGUAGGUGUUCGUCAAUACCGCGAACAAGCAUCGACCCAUCAUCACUGGGUGCACAGACGCUCGCAGAAGGGCAAAUGUGCCAAUUGCUCAAAAGCAUUUCAAUCUAAAUUGAGCUUCAGCUCUAAGGAAAUAGUUGCAGUGAGUUGUAGCUGGUGCAAACAGGCUUAUCACAACAAGGAGGCGUGCUACAACAUGGAUAGAGUCGGUGAGAACUGUCAAUUGGGUACACAUGGUAGUAUAAUGGUGCCACCCUCUUGGAUUGUCAAGCUGCCGCGCAAGGGAAGUUUCAAAAGUAGUUUGCGUAAAUCACCGAGAAAAAAGAAGGGCGGAGCUGGUGGUGGUACGGGUGCAUCAGCAAGGAGAAAGAGCAAGUGCGGUGACAAGGAUAAAGACGAUAAGGAUCAGGGAAAGUUGUGGGCGAUAAAGCCCAUUCCAUCACCAAAUAUUCGGCCAGUUGUUGUCUUCAUAAAUCCAAAGUCCGGGGGCAAUCAAGGGGCUAAAUUGCUCCAGAAGUUUCAGUGGCUGUUGAAUCCACGACAGGUGUUUGAUCUCACGCAGGGUGGACCCAAGAUGGGUCUUGAGCUAUUUAUGAAAGUACCCAAUGUUCGGGUACUUGCUUGUGGUGGCGAUGGAACUGUUGGAUGGGUUCUCUCGAUUCUUGAUCAAAUUGGAGCGUCACCACCACCCGCCGUUGGCGUUUUACCACUCGGCACUGGCAACGAUUUAGCUAGAGCACUUGGAUGGGGCGGUGGCUACACCGAUGAGCCUAUUGGAAAAAUUCUAUCCAACAUUGGUGACAGUGAGACAACUCUCCUGGACAGGUGGGAGGUCAAUGUCGAGAGAAAUCCAGAUGCCACUGGGGAUGAUGAUGGGGGCAAGGGGAAGGAAAAUCUGCCACUCAAUGUGGUGAAUAAUUAUUUCUCACUUGGAGUUGAUGCGCAUAUUGCACUGGAAUUUCACGAGGCCAGGGAGGCACACCCUGAAAAAUUCAACUCUCGCCUCCGGAACAAAAUGUUCUACGGGCAGAUGGGUGGUAAAGAUCUACUCCUCCGGAAAUGGAAGGAUCUGUCGGAAUUCGUGACUCUGGAGUGCGACGGCCAAGACAUGACCCCAAAACUCAAAGAGCAUCGGGUGCACGCCAUUGUCUUCCUCAAUAUACCGUCUUACGGUGGUGGUACACAUCCCUGGGGUGGCGGAAGUGGCACCAAAGAGCCAGCCACUGAUGAUGGACUUUUUGAAGUGGUUGGUCUUACGACUUAUCAACUUCCGUUGCUCCAGGCUGGUGGUCAUGGUACCUGCAUCACCCAGUGCAGCAGAGCUAAAUUAAUCACAACGAGAACCAUUCCGAUGCAGGUCGACGGCGAGGCAUGCCGCUUGCUUCCCUCAAUAAUUGAUAUAAAACUCUUGAACAAAGCGACAAUGUUGGCGAAACGAAGAAGAACAAGUAAGCCAUCGCAAAAUGUGGGUGCUAAGCUGGAGAGUUUAAAAUUACCCCUAAUGAAAAUCAAGAUGGCUGACUACAUGGCAUAUCACUCGGACAAAGAUCGUUUGAGAAAAACAGCUGUUGCCUGGCGAACAGAGCCCCUGGAGCUGGAAGCAACGAUGGACCUGGAGUCCCUGAGACAGAUGCUGAGCAAAGAGUACCCGAUGGACUCAUGCUGCUUCCUCGAUUCCUACACAGCGGAGAGAUUCUUCAGGAUCGACAGAGCCCAGGAGCAGCUCCACUACGUGACUGACGUCGCUGCUGAAGCUGUUUACAUUCUCAACGAGGAUUCAGGUAGUCAGGCCCCAGUCGAUACUGAGACUGGGACUUAUCCAGAGCCAGAGACAGCCCAGGCAUCACCCUGUGAGGAUAAAAUGCGGCUCGGUUCGUUGGAGGAGAAAAUACCAGUGGCAAUCGAGAAGAGGAGAGACGCGGUGGAGAAGGCCAAGAGCUUUGACUCUGUCUCGGAGAAGAGAUUGGAAUUGCAGAAGGAGCGCAAGAGCUUUGAGGACCUCAAUGAAGACAACAUGAGAAAGCAGAGUUCAUCGAAAUUUGUGGGAGCUGGACAAUCUCACAGAGAGACAGGCUCGACCUUCAUCAGUCCUCGGGACAGACUGUUCAGUCUCUCCUCGGAGGUUCACACUUUCAACAGUGGUCUUCUCGAGAAAACCUCUGAUGGAAUUAUUAUGGCAGCUAAGGUCGGGGAUCUCAAGACCCUCAGGGAACUCCAUGAGAGGGGAUACUCUCUACUCUCCAUCGAUGCCAAUGGACAGACAGCUCUGCACAUCGCCGCUAGACAUGGUCACAAGGAUAUCAUUCGAUAUCUCGUUGCCUGUGCACCAUCUACCAUUCUUAAUAUGGUUGACAACGACAAGGGACAGACGGCUUUGCACAAAGCUGCCCAACAGAAACGUCGCUCAAUUUGUUGCAUGCUCGUUGCCGGAGGUGCAGCCCUGACUGUUCGAGAUCGACACGGAAAUACUCCCCAGCAGCUCGCCCUCAUUGCUGAGGACCGGGAUCUUGCAGCCUACCUUCACAGUCAGGAGCAGUUUCAACUCGUCACCGAGGACAUGCAAAACCUUCCCUGACCUCUCGCUGUGUUCUGAGAAAUCGUCAGAUGUGACUUUCGAUUUUUAAAUCUCGGAAUAUUAACCUGAGGGGCUGCGGCUGUCAGGUGUAGAUUUCUUAGGGAUCAAAAUUUUUGAUCAAAUUAUUGAGUCGGUUGUUCCUUGAAAUGGAGCAACUCAUUGGGAUCGUCAUAUCUCUACUAGACGUUAAACACACAAGUAAGAAAAUGAUUCAAUGGAAAUUCGAUUGAAAGAGCAUUCUCUAUUUUUAAUUACCUCGAGAAUUAAUAUUAUAUAUUUACAAAAACCGUUCACCAGAUUAUUAACAAUCCAGUGUAUCUCUGUUGGGAACGAUUGCUCCUUUUGUAAUAUAAGAUUCAUCUCGUGUGACGUUUAUCGUGAUGAAGAAAUAUCGAACUGUUAAUGAGAAUUUUAUGAUGAAGAGAAGUUUUAUUCGAUAUAAUCGACUCUCGUCGCUCUUUUUCAGAUGAUAAUCAACUCGAUUUUAAGGUAAUGAAAAAAAAAGUAUUAUUAUGCCACUUGGAAUAAAUUCGAAGGCACGUGGCAUAAAUCUAUUAUAAUGUAUUGUAAUCAGAGUAUCACCUCUAUUGGAUUAUACCCAACGCGUCUCAUUCGUCAGUUGGUAUUAUUAUUAUGAGAGGGUGGGAAUUUUGGUGGGUGGGGGGAUGAGGAAAUAGUGAAUUUAAUUAUCGGUACCAAAAUGAAAAAAUGGGGAUCAACGUACGAACACCAAUUAGUUCUUAGAUACGGUCUAUUGCUAAACUAUAUUAAAUUAUAUUUAAACUACUUAAUGAGGGACUAAGUUGUCAUGAAUUCCUGCAGUUGAGGACGCCAGGUCCGUGAUUUACUCCCUCACAGGAAAUUCUCUUGUGGGGGAUGACUUUCAGUUUCAGUUGAUAAAUGUACUUUAUCGGAUGACUGUUUACUAUGUUAUAUAGUUCAUGAAAUUCGCUCCAAUUCACGGCAAUCGAUAGGGAUGAGAAAUGAGGGGAAAAGAAUGACAGAUACUCGAAAAUUCUCACAAAAUUGGGAUAACUUAUUUAUCAUUUUGGCUUUAGGAAUGCUGUACAAUCAUGUGUAUACACUUGCUGAUGAACAAAAUGUACAGAAACUGUUGUCUCCCAUAUACUUAAACAAGGCGAAACCCAGACUAUUGUGGGCACUGUACAUUCAAAAAUAUAUGAGAGAGUGAUCGAUCGUAACGUGUAAAGACAUUGCCACUUUCAAUCAACUCCAACGAGACAGACUUAUCGAUGACGCGUUGUCGAGUUCUCUUCUUGUACUUAAACGAGAUAACAAAUGCCUUCUGUGGUCCACUUUAAAUUUACAUUCUAGGUAGUUAAAGGUAUCAAGUAGCGAAUGUGUAAUUGUCUUAAUCGAGCAAUUAGUGGGGAGGGGAGUGGAAAAUGUCGGCGAGUGGAGGAUAAAAAUUGUAACACAGUAUUGCCUUCCUUAUGGGCGCUGAUUCGAUCUGGAUUAUCCAAUUAUUUACGUUUAUAGAUUCAAUAAAAUGUCGGACAAUCAACGAUGAUAAUCCAGAUCGAAUUAAUUCGCCUCUCACGUUACAAGGAUCCCCCGACGAAUGACGAAUUAUUGGAGUUACAUCUAACUGGAUAACUAUUUGGCCCUAGAGAUAAUUACUGUUUUCCUGUUAUUGUUGAGAUGAAUAUCAUUUGUUUCCAGUAUUUGAUUUUGUAAAUUCUACUGUUACUAAAUUGUUCGUUACUUUUAUUCAGUGUUUGUCGACUGUAUUCGAAUAUUUCAAUCGAGCGUCAAUGAUCUACUCAUGAAAUUUCGAGACGCUUCCAAUUUUUUAACACUUGGCACGUUAAUUCCUUCAAUUAUUUUCUCUUCAUCAAACAGCACGGAGCUUCAAUUCAAUUUGCCGAUACAAACAGCUACGGAUGAGAUUUUCAAGUACACCUUAACGAACGGAAAAUCGAGAGAAAUAAAGUGGGAUUCAACAAAUUGGGUCGAGAAGAUUAAAUUCUUCGUUUAUACGAGGAGAACAGUUUAUUCAGUAGCAAGUCAUGUUUUUAUAUCAUUUCAGGAAUUAUUUGCACUUGAAGCUGAGUUUUUUUUUUCACUGAGAUGACGAGAAAAUAUUAUUGAGAAUUUUCUACCACCGAAUAUUUUAUUUCUCGUUGAUGAAUCCACGGAAUAAAUUUUCAAGCACGAGGAAAGCUGUGGAACAUUUAAAAGGAAAAUUGGAAAAUCUUUCUAGUUGAAUGAUGUGUGUAUUAUAAAAGCCCUCGUAUGUAUUUUGAUGGAGGAGUGAAAGAUUGCGGCCUGUUGAUAUACCCUGAGAGAUUAAUUGACUUUAAACACCUAGAUCGUAUGGAAACAAUCGUUUUAUCACUAUAAAUGAUAAAAAAUAAACUACGAAUCUCUACCAUUGUUAUAAUUUGUUAUUGUUUUACCAUUAGGUUACUGAUUGAUUCACCUAUUGAAUUAUCAAUAUCAAUUAAUUAUCGGGAUCUGAAGGAUUAGACGCUGUCACUUAAUCAUCAAAUAAAUGACGAAAAUUGUAUUUAAUCAAAGGACAAAUGUUUUUCUACAAAUCCUCUGUGUGUCGGAUUUACUAAGUAGAAGGAAUAAUAGGGGAAGAGACUAUUUUGAAAAUUCCUACUAGAUUGUAAUGAUCAUGGAAAUCACCAGUUCGAUUCGAGACUACUGUUGUAUUUAUUAACCGAUAUUUUUUCAUUACAAGAUCAGGUCAUUUGUUGAUAACUGAUAAGACAGUCGAGGGGAGGAGGGACAGACAAAUGAAAAGGUGGAUAGAAGGAUAAUGGAAGAAAAAUCGAGAGAAACUAGUGAUAAAGCUGCUGUGAAUUUGCGAAAUGGUCGACAUUGUUUGAGAGAAAAUGCUGAGGAAGACAGAAAUAGUGAAAACAAUACAAGUAUCUUGAUAUUUAAUCAGUUAUAAUUGUUAUUACUCCAUUGUUUGAAGAAUUUGAAUACAUCAUUAAUUCUAAUUUCAUCAGAAUAAUUAUCAAUCAUUAUCGUUCAUUAUUAAAUAUAUGGUAUUUUUUUUUCAUCAUCAAUUAUUUGCUUGUAUGUCAAUUGUUCGAUUCAAUAGACAUUUUUUCAGUACUUUCCAAUGGAAUCUCAACGUAAUUCGUAAUGUCUACUUAUUAUUAUAAUUGUUAGAUACUGUAUGACGAAAAAUUCAGCGACUUAACGAGUGAGAAUGUGAGAGAAAGAAAAUAAUACUAUUCAAGGUAACAUUGUAAUUGAUAAUGACGAGACCAUUAUAUUUUUUCUUCGAUUGAAAAUGAAAAAAAAAAAAAACGAAAUAAAUACAGAGACUUUUUUGCGCUGUAAAGUUUAUUAAAUUUUACGAUAAUAAAGCACUUUACGAAUA